Messenger RNA from Closterium sp. NIES-67, 3090 nucleotides. The record is from the annotation of a GenBank genome assembly. Lineage: Eukaryota; Viridiplantae; Streptophyta; Zygnematophyceae; Desmidiales; Closteriaceae.
CUGUGGAAACCAGUAGCGAAUAAUCGCACGCUACCUAACCCCUGUGGCGUGGCGUGGCGCGUCUUUAGUUUUUUCCCAUUGCGCCUGAGAGAGUCUUACCGGGCGCGCACGUCGAGCAAUGGAUGCUGCCGCGGGUCGCGGCGUGCGUUACACGUCAGUAACCGCAUCAGGAGAUUCGAUUUCAUCGUCCGGCCGUCAGCAGUUCUCCCCCGCCCUUGGCCCAACUUCUCGCGGAAUUUCCGGCGGAAAUGGCGGCGCGGGUGCGGAGGGCCGUGCGAGGCGCGUUAAGAGCCUAUUGGAGGGGUAUUACGGCCAUGGGGGUGGCUCUCCGGGAGCGGAAGACGCGGCGGGAUCGGCGGCGGGGAGUUCGGGGGGUCGCGAUGACAUCAACUCGAGAGCGUUUGACGCUGACUCGUUUGUAGCAAACUUGAUCCGCGAGGCCAAGCUGGACGACCUGCUGCAGAAGCACGUGUCGUGGGCAGCUGAGAUCAAGAACCUCGACAGCGACAUGCAGAUGCUGGUGUACGAGAACUACAGCAAGUUCAUCAGCGCUACAGACACCAUCCGCACGAUGAAGGACAAUGUAGCAAGCAUGGAGUCGAGCAUGGACCAACUGCUGCGCACGGUGACGACAGUGCAGGAGCAGAGCACCGCCAUCAACAGCUCGCUGUCAGAGAGGAGAGAGAGGAUUGAGCAGCUGAAUGGCACGCGCAGCCUGCUGAGAAAGGCGCAGUUCAUCUUCGACCUGCCUAAGCGACUAAGAACAUAUUCCAAGAGCCACCAGUACCGCGCAGCAGUCAAGGCUUACGUCGGGGCUCUGCCUAUUCUCCAGUCCUAUGGCGAGACAUCGUUCCGCACAUGCAAGCAGGAGGCGGAUGACGUCAUGGCUGGCAUCAGCAAGAGGCUGCAGGCGCGGGUGAUGGGUGAGGAGGAGCCCAUGGAGCAGAGGGCCGAGGCUGCCGUGCUGCUGCAGGAGCUGGGCCACCAGGUUGGGCCUCUCAUGGACGCGUAUCUCUCGACGCACUGGGAGCGGCUGGUGGGCGAGCUGAGGAAAGCAAGCGAAGAGGUCGGGAAGACGGGGGAGAGGGGCGUGGUUGACCCCACGGCUCCCUCGCAGACGUUUGUCGAUGCGCUCAAGAGGGACUUCAUGGAUGACUUCGAGCGCACAGCAGCUUCGUUCCGAGGGAUAUUUCCCAUGGGCGGGGAUAAGCUCACUGCUGCCACCCGCUCGCUUUUCAACGAGUACAUCACCUACCUGCAACGCUGCAUGCAGCCGUCAGAUUCUAGCUCCUCCACUGACCUCGUCUUUGCUCUCAGAAAGAUAUCGCAGGACGUGGUGAAAAUGUCAGAGCUGGUCCCUGAUGCUGACCUGCAGGAUAAGGCAGCAGAGGCCAUGGCAGCAGCAGUGCGCGAUCACAUCAUGCAGGGCUUUGCACUUCUGGAGAUUCGGAUUACAGACGCGCUGCACGCAGUGGCAGCAAAGCCAGGCGUGCCCGGUUCUCUUGCCUCCCUCGCUGCUGCACCGGCCAAGUCGCUAGGAGGAGGAGACAGGCCCCUGGCAGCAGUGCUGGAUUCUGUGCAAGCGCUUAUCCUCAACUCCUCCCUAAGGCUGCUAGAGGAUUUCAAGUCUCUGCUGCACGACCGUGUCGACCUCCUCUCGUCGUGGACCGACGACUUCCUCUCUCUCGUCCAAUCACAGCUCGCCGUCCUCUAUUCCUCCCUCAACUCCCACUUCCUCUCCCUCUCCACCCCUUUACCCGCCCACGUGCACCAAUCACCCACCGGCACGGAACGGCCCCCUCCCUCAUCAUCCGGAUCAGGAGGCCCCGUGCCGAUGCUGGUGCUGCUGCUGGCACGCCUCUCGCUCUUCAUCCAACACUCUGCCCUGCCCAAGCUAGCCGCAGUGCUCGAGACCCAAUUCGCCCCGCGCAAUGUCCGUUUGGACGACGAGAGUGAGCAGCUCUUCUCCUCUUCCGAACUCAUGAGGCAGUUCCACGACACUUCCGAGAAGCUUCUGCAGCAGUACGUGGAUCUCGAGGCUCGUAAGCUGCAUCAGAUGAUCGCCAAGAGUGUAUCUACACCUAAUUGGGUCAAGUACAAGGAGCCUCGGGAUGUGCGCAUGGUGGUAGAUUUGAUUCUGCAGGAGGUGGAGUCAGUGGAAGAUUCGGUAGAGCAGCUGCUUGAGCCCGGAGCAGAGCGCACCCGAACCUCUCGAGGAGGCUCGGGAGGCAGCUAUGGGAAGAGCCGCGGCAGCGCAGGCUCGGGAACAAGUGGAGGAGGGGGAGGCGGGAGGAGCGGAAUGGGAGGUGGGCAGAAGGAGAGAGGGGGGAACCGGGGAAGGGUGUUGGAGAGGGACGUUGCAAAGCUGUUUAAGCAACGGGUGGAGAUCUUUACUAAGCUUGAGUUCACUCAGGAUUCAGUCAUGGCUACUGUAGUGAAGCUGACUCUAAAGAGCUUCCAGGAGUGUGUGCGCCUGGAGACGUUCAACCGAGGCGGGUACCAGCAGAUCCAGCUCGACGCGCUCUUCCUCUGCGAGUCAUUGCGAGCAUAUGUGGACGAUGAGACAGCGGUUGAUACCCUCAUGGAUGAGGUGUGCACAGCAGCAGCGGAGCGCAGCCUGGAUCCCACAUCCAUGGAUGCUGUUGCCAUGGACCGAAUCAUGCAGGCCAAGCGCUCCCGCUCCUCCACAUGAUGCUCCUCCACAUGAUGCCCUAUGUGAGGGAUAUGAGUGCGCAUACGCAUCAAUGGAUGCCGUUGCCAUGGAUCCCAUAAUGCAGGCCAAGCGCUCCCGGUUGUCCACAUGAAUACAUGUACUUCCAAGGCCAUGGGUACUUGCACUGUGAAGCAGAGUGGAUGUAUGGGGCAUGCAUGCAUAUGCCACAAAGCAGGUCACUGGUCAAAUGAAUGUACCAAGGAAGCACUGUAGCAGUCUGCAGUCCCCUGUGCAGUUGUUCUUGUGUGACGAGCUGUAUGGACUACUACAGGCCCUCAAAUUCGUUUUAGGCCACGCUGAUUGAUCAGUGUCGUGUCGAUCUUAAAAAACUCCCUGAAAAUCAGUUUUUGGUAGUGGUUUUCUUACUGGUUGGCCCU